GGAGUUGCGUUUGAGGUGUGCCCCUUCAGAAAUUGAUUGGCAAAAUGCUCAACAAUUGUGUGAUAAGUUAGAGUUGUUUCAUGAAGUAACCAAAUUAAUUUCUGGAACAAAGUACCCUACCGCCAAUAUUUUUUUCCAAAAAUAUGUGAAAUUAAGACCAACAUUCAAUCAUGGAUGUUAUCAGAGGUGCCUUUUAUUAAGGACAUGGCAACUCAAAUGAUGUCCAAGUUCCAGAAAUAUUGGCGAGAGAUUCACGGGCUUAUGUGUGUGGCGGUUGUUUUAGACCCGAGGUACAAGUUCAUGUUGCUCGAAUACUAUUUCCCUGUAAUUUAUGGAGAUGAGCAAUAUGUAACUGAAAUUGCGAAGGUUCGUGAGCUUUGUUGCGAGCUACUAGAGGAGUACGGGUCUAAGUUUCCUCAUUUGAGAGAAAGAAGGGUUCAAGAAGAAAAUGUAUCAACAUCGUCUUCAACACGCCGAUUGGAUGCCCUUUCUAACUUUGAUAGAUUUGUUAGAGCUUCCUAUCGAGUAGAGAAUAUGAAGUCUGAACUGGAUUUAUAUUUAGAGGAGAACUUGAUACCUAGGACUGAAGAGUCAUUUGAUAUAUGCAACUAUUGGAAGGUGACGGGCCUCAAAUACCCUUUGUUGAGUAUGAUUGCCAAGGAUGUAUUUGCUGUGCCUGUUAGCACUGUUGCUUCGGAAUCUACAUUCAGCACUGGUGGUAGGCACGUGAGUUCACAUCGAUCGAGACUUCAUCCUUCUACAUUAGAAGCAUUAGUAUGUACACAAAAUUGGUUGAAGACUGACAAAAAAGCAACAGUGAAUGAUGAAGAUAAUGAUGUUGAUCCAACAAUGGAGCCUUACGUAGUUGAUCUUGAUGAUUAGAGAGUACAUUGUUCUUUUUAGUAUAUGAGUGAGGACAUGGAUGAGAACAAAUUGUAGUGUUUAGUACUUAUGGUUGCUAGUUAUUAUAUUUGAGUUUAUGGUUGGUAGUUAUUAUUGAUGUAUUAAACAUUGUUAGUAACAAAAGUACAAUCUCAAACUUUCCUCUAUUAUGCAUAAUUGAAUCACUCAUUUAUUCAUUAUAACAAAAAUGCAAUUAUUCAUUGAAAACCUUAGUUUCCAACCUUAUCUAUUAUUAAAGUAAAAUUGAAAAAAAAACAUUACCAUCACACCCUUAUAAUUCUCUUCAUUAAAAAUAAAUUGACUUACAUAAUUAUUAUAAUAUUGAUUUUAAAACAUAAUCAAACAACAUAAUAGUUCUCCCAUUACCCAUGACUCAAAACAAGACAAAACCAAAGAAAAAAGAAAUCCCUUUUAAUAAGGCAUGUCAUAUUGUAAUAGUAUAAUAGUUAUAACUAACCACUUCCUAAUAAUAAUAAUAAUA
Molecule: messenger RNA, 1384 nt
Organism: Cannabis sativa
Lineage: Eukaryota; Viridiplantae; Streptophyta; Magnoliopsida; Rosales; Cannabaceae
Product: zinc finger BED domain-containing protein DAYSLEEPER-like
Exons: 3
Coding region: 175-882 (235 amino acids)
Molecular function (GO): DNA binding; protein dimerization activity
Source: RefSeq, a predicted model, not a curated record